Messenger RNA from Geosmithia morbida, 1713 nucleotides. RefSeq names its product lariat debranching enzyme. Gene Ontology annotation, molecular function: RNA lariat debranching enzyme activity. Bases 1 to 1713 code for a protein of 570 amino acids. Gene Ontology annotation, cellular component: nucleus. Lineage: Eukaryota; Fungi; Ascomycota; Sordariomycetes; Hypocreales; Bionectriaceae. Gene Ontology annotation, biological process: mRNA splicing, via spliceosome. The record is from RefSeq and is a predicted model, not a curated record. The transcript is spliced from 3 exons.
AUGGCCCCCAACGCUUUCGAGGCACAGGGUGUCCGCAUUGCCGUCGAAGGCUGUGGACAUGGCACUCUCGACGCCAUCUACGCCUCUGUCGCCAAGUCGUGCGAGGUCCGUGGAUGGGACGGUGUCGACCUGCUCAUAAUCGGGGGCGAUUUUCAGGCUGUUCGCAAUGCCCCGGAUCUCAGCGUCAUGGCCUGCCCGGUCAAGUACCGCCACCUAGGCGACUUCCCCAAGUACUACGCCGGCUCGGCUAAGGCCCCCUACCUGACCAUCUUCAUCGCGGGAAACCACGAGGCUAGUGCGCACCUGUGGGAGCUGUACUACGGCGGCUGGGUGGCCCCCAACAUCUACUACAUGGGCGCCGCCAACGUCCUGCGCCUGGGGCCCGUCCGCAUCGCGGGUAUGUCGGGCAUCUGGAAGGGCUUCGACUACUCAAAGCCGCACUAUGAGCGUCUUCCCUUCAACGACGACCAGGUGCGCUCGUUCUACCACGUGCGUGAGGUGGACGUGCGCAAGCUGCUCCUCGUCCGGACGCAGGUCGACGUCGGCCUGAGCCACGACUGGCCGCGGGCUAUCGAGUACCACGGUGACUCGGAGGGCCUGUUCAGGAAGAAGCCCUUCUUCAAGCAGGAGUCGAUCGAUGGCACGCUAGGGAAUGUGGCAGCCAGGUAUGUGAUGGAUAGGCUACGGCCGCCCUAUUGGUUCUCGGCGCACAUGCACGUCAGGUUCUCUGCGCUACGACACUAUGACGAGGUUCGGUCGGAGCAGGAGGAGACCGCGCCUGUUGCCGCGGCGCAGGUUCCAGCCAUACCGCAGCAGCCAUCAGCGGCUGCGGAUACCAACCCCGACGAGAUUGAUCUCGACAUGGACGAUGACGACGAUGAGAACAGCAAGCCGUCGGCAGAGGCUUCCGUCGUGAACGGAGACGGGGGCCACGGAAAAGAGUCAGCAGAGCCAGCAGCUCCGACGGUGGAAGCAAGCGAAGUAUCAGAGGAACUACGAGCACAGCUACCAGCCUCUUUCCAGCGUCCUCGGAAGCCUGUGCCCAAGAGGACGCCGGGCCAACCCGUCCCGGAGACCAUCGCCAACAGAGACGUCAGGUUCUUGGCGUUGGACAAGUGCCUACCCGGCCGACAUUUCCUACAGCUGUGCGAUGUGCAGCCUCACGACCUGGAGUCCCUCUCCCGAUACCCGCCGCGCGAUGAAGGCCCCCGCUACCGGCUACAGUACGACCCAGAGUGGCUGGCCAUCAGUCGCGUCUUCCACUCGUCCCUCAGGUUUGGCGACGCCAAUGCCGCCACGGCACCGGACCUGGGCGAGGAGGCGUACGUGCCCCUGAUCGAUGCGGAGAGGCAGUGGGUCGAGGAGAAUAUCGUCAAGGCCGGCAAGCUAGACGUCCCCGAGAACUUUGAGGUCACGGCCCCGCCGCACGUGGGUGGGUCGGCUGAGAUUGUCGACGAUCAGCCCGAGGAGUACACCAACCCGCAGACUUCUGCGUUUUGCCGGCUGCUCGGAGUGGACAACCUAUGGGACGCAAGUCCUGAGGAGCGUGCGGAGAGGAGAGCAAACGGACCGGAGCCUUCGAGGAGCAGGGGAGGAGGGAAUCGGAGAGGCAGAGGAGGCAGAGGUGGAGGGGGUGGAGGGCGGGUUUGGGGGCGAGGUGGAGGGAGGGGCAGAGGUAGCGGUGGUGGGGGUGGAAGACGUGGACGUUGGUGA